UGCGAGGGGCUGAAGGGAAUCCUGUUGGUCGCAGGGUUUCCUUGACUAGCGAUCCAGAGAAGCAUCAUGGGCCGAAUCACAGAAGAUCUUAUUAGGAGGAAUGCUGAGCACAAUGACUGUGUAAUUUUCUCCCUGGAGGAACUUUCUUUGCAUCAGCAAGAAAUAGAAAGAUUAGAACAUAUUGACAAAUGGUGCAAGGAUUUAAAAAUUCUCUAUCUUCAAAAUAACCUCAUUGCAAAAAUUGAAAAUGUUAGCAAACUCAAGAAACUUGAAUAUUUGAACUUAGCAUUAAACAACAUUGAAAGAAUUGAAAACUUGGAAGGAUGUGAGUGUCUGACAAAACUUGACUUGACUGUAAAUUUCAUUGGAGAGCUGAGCAGCAUUAAAACCCUGAUACACAAUAUUCACCUGAAGGAACUCUUCCUCAUGGGUAACCCAUGUGCUGACUUUGAUGGCUACAGGCAGUUUGUGGUGGUGACCUUACAGCAGCUAAAGUGGUUGGAUGGCAGAGAAAUUGAGCGUUCCGAAAGGAUCCAGGCAUUGCAGAACUACACAGCGGUUGAACAGCAAAUCAGAGAGCAGGAGAAAGCUUACUGCCUUAGAAGAGCCAGAGAGAAAGAGGAGGCUGAGAGGAAACUCGAGGAAGAACAGGGAAGUGGAGACAAGAAGGAGAGCAGCCCUGGCUUUGACGGGUGUCGGUAUUCGGACACCUAUGCUUUUUGCCCAUCUGCCACAGAGAACAAAAACCAUCUCCAGGCACCAGAAACACAAGGAGAUCCCAGCUCCAAGGAAACAGAUGAAAGUGAAGAUGAUCUGGCAUUCUGGAAUAAACCUUCUUUGUUCACCCCUGAAUCUAGAUUGGAAACUCUCAGGCAUAUGGAAAAACAACGUAAAGCCCAAGAGAAAUUAAGUGAAAAUAAGAAGAAAGUGAAGCCACCCCGGAUUUUGGUUACUGAAGAUGGGAAAGCCCUGAAUGUCAAUGAAGCCAAACUUGAUUUCUCUGUGAAAGAUGACGAGAAACACAAGCAAAUCAUCCUGGACCUGGCUGUCUAUAGGUACAUGGAUACCUCUUUAAUUGAAGUUGAUGUGCAGCCAACCUAUGUUCGAGUAAUGGUCAAAGGAAAGCCAUUUCAGCUUGCCCUCUCUGUAGAGGUGCAGCCUGACAGAAGCUCUGCUAAAAGGUCUCAGACAACAGGACACUUGCUGAUCUGCAUGCCCAAGGUAGGAGAAAUGAUCACGGGAGGUCAACGAACACCGAUGUCUAUGAAAACCACCCUGGACAGCAACAGGAAACAAACAAACCCCAGAAGAAAGCAGAUAGAAAGAUUAGAAGUUGAUCCCAGCAAGCAUUCCUGCCCUGAUGUGUCUACCAUAGUACAAGAGAAAAAACACAAACCCAAAAGAAUGGAAUCUCAACCCCCAAUUGUACCCAGUGAGGAAGACCUAGACUUUGAUGAUAACCCAGAAGUGCCUCCACUAAUUUGAAACAUGAGACUGUGUUGUCAUUGACUGUGACCCACAAACACAUGUUGCUUGGUGUUGACAGUGGAUGUGUGUCAUUCAUGGGCUAAACAUAGUUCAUUAUCAUUUUAUGGGUGUUGUAACUCCUACUCUGCAUAGUAAUAUUCUUAAGUGAGUUUAAAAUUAAAUUGCCUUCCUUAAAUGUGCUGUAACUUAUCACUCAUCUACAAUUAAGCUUACUUAUU
Psammomys obesus (fat sand rat) is the source of this 1706-nucleotide messenger RNA. RefSeq names its product dynein axonemal assembly factor 11 (gene Dnaaf11). Gene Ontology annotation, cellular component: cytoplasm. Gene Ontology annotation, molecular function: protein binding. NCBI's taxonomy places the organism in Eukaryota, Metazoa, Chordata, Mammalia, Rodentia, Muridae. The transcript has 12 exons. The record is from RefSeq and is a predicted model, not a curated record. Gene Ontology annotation, biological process: outer dynein arm assembly. Bases 67 to 1485 code for a protein of 472 amino acids.